Durusdinium trenchii is the source of this 1747-nucleotide messenger RNA. Lineage: Eukaryota; Dinophyceae; Suessiales; Symbiodiniaceae. The record is from the annotation of a GenBank genome assembly.
CCUAAUCCUUUCUUGAGUACUUUUCCAAAUCCAAUUCUCGAACUUAUCCCAGAGAAGCUUCCAUGCGGCAACCAUGCAGCAUUUUGCUCCUUGUGUCGUCUUGUCCAGGCUGUGCAGUGGCGUUGCGAUGUGAACUGCCUGAGCUCAAUGUCUCGGAGAGAAACCACAAUGUCUUCAAGGAGCAAUACUUGGGAAAAGCAGCGGUCGUCCUACGAGGCUGGGCUAGGGGCUGGCGAGGAGUGAAGCGCAUUUUCGCACGGCAACAGCUUUUUGCCCAUCAUGGAACCAAGAGCGUUCGGCCGAGUGACAUGCACCGAGGUUGUGCUCUUGCUCUCGGUGCACGAAGAAAGAGGACAUCGGUCCUACAUGCAGCCACAGCUGCUGGUGGUGGUUGCUGCUACUUGCAGCCACACCACUCGGUCUCAUCAGCUUGCCGCGCAUAUUUGCGACUCCCAAGUGUGCUGGAAUCUGUUACGCUGCAUGGGCCGAGUGUCAGCAUUGGCGGACAAGGCUCCACAGCAGUCUUUCACAGGCACGAAGAAGCAUGGAUGGCCCAGAUCUAUGGGAAGAAGUUGUGGCUAAUUGGAGGGGCUGAUGGAGCUCUUCCAGAUCGAGAUGAGCCUUGCAACUUCCGAAAGAGAGCGAGUGAAGCAGGGAGCAGAACAAGUAGGAAUGAGAAAGAAAGACAAACAGAGGUGCCAAGAAAGACCAAGGGAGAUGCUAAAUUCGGUGCCAAAGGUGCUUCAUUUCGAUGUAUCACCGGCCCAUCAGACAUUUUGUAUUUGCCUGAUGGAUGGUCUCAUGCUACAUGUGGUCUCAGCAACUUCAAUGUGGGGAUUGGCUUCAUAGGCUCCGUGGCUUUCCUUCCUGCAAUGCACCGAGCUGCGGUGCGUGGGAACUUGGAGAUGGCCAAGAGAGCCCUGAAAGACGAUAAAAGUGGAGGACUUGCAAUGACUCUGCAACCUGCGGGUGGCGGCAUGUUGAACGAAGCUGGUUUGAUACCUUUCCACUGGGCAGCCUGGAAUGGUCAUUUGGCGCUUUCAAAACUGCUGUUGCAAGAAGAACUCCGCAUGCGUUUGGCCAUUGCCGCUGCGACCAGACCAAGCUGGAGCGGCGAAGAUGAAUUCAACCAACACUGGGAGCAUUCACAGGAACAUCAGGACGUGCAUAAUUCCAUAGCACACGCAUUGAGAUGGGCAGCUGCUCGUGGGCAUCGCUCUGUGACGGCAUUCUUGGCAAAUCAAGUUGGUCCGGAGGCAAGGGACGAACAAGGUGCAACUCCUUUGCACUGGGCAGCUACAACUGGGCAUGUUGAAGUAUUGAAGCAUUUGCUUCGGAUGAAGGCUGACCCGAAUGUUGCGGAUCACUUCGGAGCACGACCUUUGCAUUUCCUGGCGGGUGAAGGUCAUUUGGCAGCGGUGACUUUGCUGACAGUGCAUCGAGCUGACAUAAACGCGGUGGAUGAGCAGGGUGUGACGCCGGCGCAUGCUGCUGCCCAGUUUGGGCAUCUUCAGUUGCUUGAGCUUCUGGCGCACAAAGGUGCUAGACUCGAUGCUUCAUCAUUUCGCUGACUGCCAAGGUGUCGGGCUGGACAUGUUGCUGUGUGCACAUGGCUCCAGCGGACAAAAAAAAGUGAAAGUGAUCUGGUGGUGGGACUGCUGCGAGACUCAUGGGAUUUGCUUGGAAUCAGACCCUUCCGUGAAAAGGAUCUUGAAGUAUUUUUGGGCUCAGUCAAAUUCAGGUUGCA